AUGUGGGCUGAGACGAAACUAAAAGUAGACGAAGUGGAAUCUGAAGGAACGUGCACAGUGCCCUCCUAUUCGUUUCCUCUCAACACGACAUCGCCUAACUAUUGUGCAGCCGGGUCCGAGGUCGAACCCCUCACCGAGUGCACGUACGACUGCGAUCAGACGGGGUAUAUUCUGGACGGCGAGGCCACGACGACGUGCUUGAUCGUCGGAACAUUCUCAUCGAACUCACCGACAUGCAGAGAUAUCGACAGCCCUACGAUCUCGUGCCAGGACAACAUCACGACGUCGACCGACCCAGGGUUGAACUACGCCACCGUGAUCAUCGCCGAUCCCGUUGUUGAGGAUAAUUCAGGGGACAUCAAACUGAACCUACCCGACUCCUACCGUGUCUUCAUCGGGGUGUCGGUCGUUCGCUUCGAGGCCGUGGAUGAUGGCGGGAAUAGUGCUGCAUGCUCUGUGUUUGUUACUGUCGAAGACACGGAGCCACCUAGCCUCUCCUGCUUAGGUACACUAAACGUCACCAACGAUCCAGGACUCAACUACGCAGUGGUUACCUGGGAUGACAUUGAGAUCGAAGAUAAUUCCGGACAGUUCGUCAGCAACGGUCCCAGCUACCCGUCGGGGACAAAGUUUCCCAUUGGACAGACCACAGUGCAAGUCUCUGCUUCCGACUUGAGUUCCAACAUCGGGACCUGCUCCUUCGUCGUCGUUGUUCGUGAUGUCGAACCUCCUACUCUCAUCUGUGCUGAGGACUUCACCACCCCCACCGAUCCCGGUGCCUUCUACGCUGACGUAAUGAUCACCCCACCCACUGUCCAAGACAACUCCAACCCUCUUAUAAACCAGAGCGAGGCAUACCCAGUCAGACUCGUUAUAGGGUCCUCUGCCAUCACUUUCAGUGCCAAGGAUGGCGCGGGCAACCUGGCCGAGUGUACUGUGGUUAUCACAGUCUUAGACGUGGAACCUCCAGAGCUGGUGUGCCCAGAUGACAUCGUUGUCAGUGCUCAACCCAACCAAGAUACGACAGCGGUGCUGUGGGUGGAACCCACCGCGACAGAUAACUCUCAGAACCCCGUCUCCACACCAAUCGGCGACUUCCCCUCCGGGUCGGUCUUCUCGAUCGGCACGACACCUGUGACGUUCACGGCCUCUGAUGUCUACGGGAAUAUCGGGAGCUGCAUCCUACAGGUGACCGUCCUUGAUUUUGACGAGUGUGAGACUGUGUUUAAUCAGUGCAAUGGGAAUGCCGAAUGUACCAAUACUCCAGGGGGCUACACGUGCCAGUGUAAUGCUGGUUAUAGCGGUGACGGGUUCACCUGCCUAGAAAUCGAUGAAUGUACAACGAACGAUCACAACUGCGACUCCAAUGCUGACUGCGUCAACACAGACGGUAGUUUUGAAUGUCAGUGCAUGGACGGCUACUUGGGUGAUGGAUUUACAUGCCAAGAUAUCAAUGAAUGUGACUUGGACCUAUCAGAUUGUCAUCCACUAGCUGAAUGUAAUAAUACAAUAGGGUCGUAUACAUGUACCUGUGUGUCAGGGUAUACAGGAAAUGGGAUACAGUGCACAAAUAUUGACGAAUGUACCACAGGCGACCACGGGUGCGACAUCAAUGCGGACUGCGUCGACUCUGAUGGGGCGUUUGAAUGUCAGUGUCGAGAUGGUUAUACGGGAAAUGGAGUGACUUGUACAGAUAUCAAUGAAUGUGACUUGGACCUAUCAGAAUGCCAUCCACUAGCUGAAUGUAAUAAUACAAUAGGAUCGUAUACAUGUACUUGUGUGUCAGGGUAUACUGGAAAUGGGAUACAGUGCACAAAUAUUGACGAAUGUACCACGGGCGAUCACUUGUGCGACAUCAAUGCGGAUUGCGUCGACUCUGCUGGGGCGUUUGAAUGUCAGUGUCGAGAUGGUUAUACGGGAAAUGGAACAACGUGUACAGAUAUCAACGAAUGUACUUCAGGUGAUUCUAACUGUGAUGAGAAUGCAGAAUGUACAAACGCCGAUGGUUCGUUCGUAUGUCAGUGUGUAACAGGAUUCUCAGGCGAUGGGACUACAUGCGAUGAUAUUGACGAAUGCAGUUUAGUUCAAGAUAUAUGUGAUGAGAAUGCCGAGUGUACAAACACAGACGGCUCGUUUGUCUGUGAAUGCCUAACAGGAUUCACAGGCGAUGUGACUACAUGCGACGAUAAUAAUGAGUGCAAUUCAGACGAGCAUAAUUGCGAUGAUAAUGCAGAGUGUUUUAACAUCGAUGGUUCAUUCAUCUGCGAAUGCUUACCAGGGUUCUCAGGAAAUGGGAUACAAUGUGAAGAUGUUGAUGAAUGUUCAUCAGCGGAGGAUGAUUGUGAUGAGAAUGCAGAAUGUAUAAACACAGAUGGGUCAUUCAUAUGCGAAUGUCUUCCAGGAUAUUCUGGCAAUGGAACUACUUGUGGAGUUUUCGACAUCUGCGAAACCCUCACUCCAUGCCCCAGCGUUGCCGAGUGCAUCAACGAGAUCGACAGCUAUACAUGUCAAUGUCGUUCUGGUUACGAGACCGUCACAUUGUCGACCGGCGUUGACGGCUCGGUCGUGUGUGCUGAUGUCGAUGAAUGCAGCGCGUCGAUCACGCCAUGCGAUGUCAAUGCUGUCUGUAUAAACACGGUUGGGAGCUACGAGUGCGUAUGUGGUGACGGGUACGCCGGAGAUGGCAUUUCAUGCGAAGCUGUUGACCCUUGUCUCUCGUCGCCAUGCCAGAACGGAGGGGUUUGUACUUCAGGAGACAAUUCAUAUCAGUGUGAAUGCCCAUCAGACUUUACUGGAAUCAAUUGCAAUACGAAGGUGGUUCAAAAUGAACCCAUAGAGGUGAUAGAGCACCCAUCAUCCCAGGAGAUUGAAUACGGCGACAGCAUUAGCCUAUCGUGUGCCUUCCAGAACGCUGAGAGCUUCACGUGGAAAAAGUCCGAGCAACUCCUCUUAGACAGUACUGACCGGUCGCCACUUGUCAUCUCCCCUGCCCUUCCCCGGGACCAAGGUUACUACUCCUGCAUAGGUUACGGAGAAGAUGGGGAAGAGUUGGAGACUGAUGCAGCCUUGGUAACAAUGACAGGUGUAACAAAUUACAUAGUUACCGCAUCAUUUGACCUCACAUAUGAAGACAGCUUAGCAGAUCCUAACUCUGAUCUUUUCGUCCAAACGGCAGCAACAAUUCAGAAUUUUGUGAAUAUAGGUCUUCAGAACACUGCCGGAUUUUCUUCACCACCAGAGGCAAAGGUUAAUGCAUUAACUUCCGGUAGUGUCAUCGCCGAGAUAGUCAUCUUUGUGACAAACGGAACAGCCGAUGAGGUCGGGCAGCUGUCACUGGUGGAGACAGCAUUGCUAUCACAAGCCGAGAGUUCAGAUGGGUUUAUGGAUCCAAGCUCAGUGUCCGUAAUGAGUACAGUAACGUGUCCUUUUCUCACCUGGAUGUCUCCAUAUGGUGCUGUCAACUUUAUAACGGGUCCCGUCGACUCCGAAGCUCUCUCCACUGGAUUGUGUCCUUCAUAUAAAUUAAAUCAUGGCCAGCCGAUUGGUAGGGCUCUUUGUGUAGGAGAUGGAUUGUCACCGAGCUACUGGGAUCCUGCGGAUAACUGUGGAAGAAACCUGACAGCCGACGAACAACUUAUUCUGCUAGAAGAGACUCCAGUAACGAUCGAUAACGUUGCCGACAUCGCCGAAUCUACCUCUGAGUUGACGUCAAGUAGCGAGUCAUUGACGUCCGAUGGAGUCGCUUCUGUAUCAAGGUUGCUUGAAGACAUUGCUGAAGCAAGAUCACCAGAACCGGCGGUAUGUGGUUUUGUGAUAGAAACAGUGCAGAAUAUUUUGAGCGCUUCACCAGACGAGCUUGCCGGUGCCCAGACUGAGAGCGGAGCGACCAGUCGUGCUGUAGCCUCCCUAGAGGAACAGCUCUUCAUUGUAGAUAUCUCCGCUUCAAAUGGUACAUACAGGAGAGUCGAAGAAAAUUUAGCUGUUGAGGUGGUUGAACUGUCUCCCGAAAUACUUCGAUCUGGCCUAUCCGCCUCCCUUACUGUCAGCGGGGGAUCUGACAAAAUAGCCGCAGACGACUUCAAACUUCUCGUCGGAGAAGAAACCGAUGUCGAUGACGAGCCCGAUGCGCUCAUCGAUCUCCCAUCCGAAAUAGGCGACGUCAUCUCUGCCGGUGACAAUGUAAGGUGUUCGUUUACCACAUUCGCUGAUCCCGCGUUGUUCCAAUCGCCGAGUCUGGCCGUGAAUGAGAAUAGUACGGGUCCAUAUAGGACUGCGAACUCACCGGUUAUCUCAGCAACUGUUGGCGGAUCAGUCAUUAACGGUUUAACUGAACCGGUUGUUGUCUCGUUCAAACCGCUCAACCCGAACGCUACCAAUGCAACCUGUGUAUUCUGGGAUUUUGAAGCGAAUAACGGGACUGGUGAUUGGUCAACAGAAGGCUGCCGUCUGAGCAAUACAAGCACUGAUUCUAGACCAGUAUGCCAAUGCGACCAUCUUACUAACUUUGCCGUCCUUAUGGAUAUUUACGGUGGGUCUACAUUGUCUGACAGAGAGGAUUUCAUAUUGGAGAUUCUCAGCUAUGUUGGCUGCUCUAUGUCUGUUUUUGGACUCGUCAUCACCAUGAUAACGUACCUGAGUAAUAGAAAAUUCCGCAUGAAGAAUCCCAACCAGAUCCUGCUGUGUCUCUGUUUCUCCUUGCUCGGUCUGUAUGUCACGUUCUUGACCAUGAUCGCUCUCGACGCCGAACGAGGCGUGGUCGAAGUCAGUGUCAUUCCUUGUAGCAUAGUGGCAGGGUUAUUACAUUUCUUCACACUCUCUUCGCUUGCCUGGAUGUGCGUCGAGGGAUUCAACAUGUACCUUAUGUUCGUGCGGGUCGUGGAUAGUUACGUUUCAAAUUUCAUCCUCAAGGCAUCGUUUUGUGCGUGGGGUCUACCUGCCGUGGUGGUGUUUAUUACAGCAGGGGUCACAAGGGAUACAUACGCACAGACAGACUUUUGUUUUGUUAGUCUCUGGCCCCAGGUUGGUGGUCUUUUGAUACCAAUCGGUCUCAUUCUCCUCUUCAACGUCGUCGUCUUCGCGCUGGUAAUGAAACGACUCACCAAGACAGUCAGAGGUAAACAACAGAACGAGAAGGCAGAGCGACGUCAACGAAUACGACGAUUCCAAAACGCCAUAAGCAUCCUCCUCCUCAUGGGACUAACAUGGUCGGUGGGCUAUCUGUCGUUGAUCCAAGCAACCAGCGUGGUCGUCCAGGGAAUCUUCACCGUGCUCAACUCCCUACAGGGUUAUUUCAUUUUCAUGCUCUACUGCGUACGUCAACCUCAGGUUCGACGUCAGUGGCGAGCACAAUUCAGCUGCUGUCUGCCCGAGUCCCUGCGGGUCUCGCUCGAUUCUUCGACGUCGCGGUUCUCGUCGACUGUGAACACGCGGACGACCACGACGUGGAAACCAAACAACCAACCCUCCAAGAAAGGUGUGAAUACGGUCUCCAAGUUCAAUCCGAACUCGGUACCGACGUCGACGACGGAAAAUCUAGGCAGUCGGAUGUACAAUGAUAGGAUCUAACCUCGAUAUAAUACGCAGUCGAGCGAUAAAUGCGCAGUAUUUUAAGAAUGUGCUUUUGGAUGACGAAAUUACAUAUAAUGCAUUACACGCGAUUACCAACAAAUCUGACAAUCAAGAAAUGAAUGUUUGUUAUCAUUUGAUUAUUUGAUCAUCCAAAUGGAUGGUAUAUCUUACAAAGCUCAAUAUUCAUGCUAAAAUGUAUUUACCAUAAUAAUCUAAGGCUAUUAUAAAAAAGUGAAGUGAUUAUUGUGCAUAUUGCGUGGGAGAAUUAUUUCAACAAAAUGCAUCGAAAUAGGCAUAUCUACUUAACAAAAGUCAAUCAUUAAAAAAAUAAAUUUUAACCAAAAGAUAUGUUCUUUUGCUCUCUCUCUCUCUCUUAAAAAUAAUUUAAUUUCUUUCCUUACGCAAUAUGUUUGUUUGAAAAAAUAAGACGUAUGUUAUUUACCUGAGCUCUUUCGAAACCACACAAGGGCAGUGAGUAGGUUAAAAUGUUUUAUUAUUUUUCAUAAACUUAUCACAUUUUUUUGUGAAUCAUUUUUCCUUCCAGCUGUAUGAAAUUAUAAUUGUUUUGAGGAUUUAAUAAUUUACCUAUUGGUAUAAUAAAAAUUCCUAAAAGAUUAGGUGAAAAUGCCAACACUAUGAAAGGGUAAUUUUAAGUUCAAUGCUGAUGUUGGUUUUUGUGUUGAAAGCACAAACCUGAUUAGAGUUACAAACAUUUAUUUGAUAGCUCAACAACUAGAAUUUUCCCACCACCAGUUGCGUGUUGUUGUUGUGUUGAUGUAAAAAUCGGUCCAACACCAACACUAAAAGGUCUAAAAAGGAUAUGAAAUCAUCCAAGUGUCAACAUCAGUUACAGUAGUGCCUAAUUGUUCUUCCUCUAUGAUGAUCUCCUACUACAUACUAAAGGCUAAGGAAGGGGAAAAACGCGAUAACACGAAACAGAAUAGGUUCGAGAUGAAAGCACAUUGUGUUUAGAACCAAGUCUGUAUACCUGAGAGAAAAAAAGAAAACCGUGUCUUUACUGCCCAACUCAAUCAUGUGAUAUUUUCGCUUUGAUUAAGAUCUGGAACGGAGCAUUGUUUUGGCAGAACGUUUUACAGUAUUUUUUUAGUAUUCAUGAUCGAAAUCUGUUCCUGGCGAUUUUUAGCUUGCGAGGCAGAUAAGCAAUGUUGUAUAGAGUGGAUUCUCCAUUAAUCUACAUUCAUAAGAAUAUUAACAUAGGUAUCUUGUUGCUAUCUUGUUGGUAUCAAGUUCUAGGAAAUCAACACAGUCUGUGUUGAUUUCCUAGAACUACACAGAUUUGAAAUAAACAUACGUAGAUAGGAAAUAAAAACGUAGCUUUGAAUAUUCUAGUUCACUAGAAUCUUAUUAGGUUACUUUAAAAUUAAGUUUUGUUUUCAACUGAUGAAUUUCUCAAUGAAACAAUUAAAAUGAUUCAAUUUCUCAGCAUUAUAUAGCCCGAGUUCGGUGUACAAUCAUUUUUUAUUGAUAUAUCAAAUAUAUCUUAUAAUAACAUCUCAAAUCUGUAUCAUAAAAACAUUAUUUUUAAAGAUUUAUCUCUAUGAAAUAGUUUUGAAUAAAAAAUUAUUUCUAAAUUUAGUAAAUUUAUUAGGAUGAGUGUUGUCAUUAUUUAAAAUGAAUAUAUUUUCAAUAAUGUAUAUUUUUGAGAAUGUUAAUCACAUGACCUUUAUUAUUUGAGGAUGUAGCUGGUACUCUUCCUCGUAGUAUUAGUAUUUAAAUUAAGUGUUUAAUGAUUGAAAUCAAAGUAUUUAUUAGAGAGGUACUGCAGGCUGAAAAUAGUAUGAUUUUAACAGAUAAACAGACUAAAUCCAACAAACAAGACAUUCAAAAUAAAAUCGGACAAGGAAUAACAAAGUUAUGACAUUGUAAAGUUUUGCAAUAUAUCGGUGAAACGGUUCUAUGCAUGUCUCAUGAAUAUUCAAUGAGCAAGCUGAUGAUGGCAUAUCCCAUCUUAUUCUUUCGUAACGUUUUAUAUGAAGUUAUAUUUAUUAUUCAAAUUUUGUCCUCCAAGAUUAAAAAAAAAUGAUUUGACUAUUGACUGACUGUAUAAGGUAAUCACUGCGGCAACCUAUUUUUUGUUAAAAGGGAGACAUUACCAUAAACACAUGUAUGAAAAUAAUAUUAUGAAAUAAUUAUGAUUUCAUGUAAUAAAUUAAGGAAACGGGAAAUUAGGGAUGUGACAUCAUCAGCCAACCUAUUACAUAAUCAUGACGGCGUGCAUAUCACUUUGUCACAAAAUAUUGCUAAACUUAAAAUUGCAAAAACUUCGCUAUUUGUUAUCAAAUUUUGAUGAAAAUUUCAGUUGUUUGCUCAAUGAAUUUUGAUCUAUUAAGAUAAUUAUUUUCAUCCCGGAGCCACGUAUUAUUUUUAGCUCAUUUAUCAGUUUACGCUGAUGUCAGUAUUCAAGAGAGGUGCUCAUACCUUGGGUGAGGUUAAUUGAAACAUAUUGAAUUGUAGAGAAAACCAGACAAACAUAAAACUGAAAAUGUCACCAAAACUGUGUGGUAAAGUAAAAAAAUGUUACAGCCUUUUAAAGUUUCAUUAAAUACAAAAAGAGUUACUAUGUAUUUAACAAUGGUGAUGUGCAAAAUUGUUAAAAUCAAGUUAUAAGCUCACUCUUUUAUUAUGCAAACAUAUUUCAACAAUAUUUCAAUAAAUUUACCCUUUAGUCAACUUCAUUCAAAACAAAUAUCAACACUAAAGUUUCAAGUAAAUAACACCGUUCAAAUAUUUAUAUAUGUUUGAACAUGCUCCAUUUAAAUGUAAAGUAUUUUCUUUUCUCCUUUAUGAUCUCAUAAAUGUAACAUUCAUCUGAAUAGUACGUCUGUAUUACCUUCUGUAUUUUCGUAAAUAUCAGGCAAAAUCUUGUUCAGUAUCGAGAAUGAUAUUGCUCUUUUACUACAGAACGAAUUCAAUUCAAAUCACUAUUUCGCUUUUCUUUGUUUUCUUAUAUUAUGCAGAGUAAACUUAAGAGUAAACAUACGAUAAGUUAUUCGCUUGUCUACUUUACUCCAGAUAUUUCUACUUAAUGUACACAAAGUAAAAAGUAGUGUUCAAGUUUUUUCUUUACAGCAUAAUGUAUACAGAAAUAGAUAUUGUUGAUCUUUAACUUUUAAUAGCAAAAUGUCAUUCAUAUAGACAAUCGUGUUGAAAGCUUGGAAAUAUUUUAACCUAAUAUCAAAUGUGAAUCGAAAAUUCAUCCUAUUAGAAUCGAAUAUUUUAGUAUAACAUAAAAUAUGGUUUGAUUUUUAACAUAGUGACAUUGCCGUUAAAAGAACUUAUCAUGAUUUAUUCAAGUGAUACUUGAUAAAUCAAAGUAAAACAAAUUUAAAAUAAUUAUUGAUAACAUUUAUUUAAGUAAGAAAGAAAUAGUAAGUAACAUCAUUAGCUUUUCCAUUGGCAUACCCCCACGAAGUGAAUAUGAGGGUUAUUUAAUUUGUGAAAUGAAAUAAAAUUUCGCAAUUUCACAAUCUUUUUUUAUAGAGUAUUAAUCCGAUUUAGUAAAAUUUUAAGUAUUGUGGUUUGUUUGUGCUUUUUAAUUGAGAUAUCCAUGGAUUUUCAACUUUAAUACUAAAAUUGAGUUCUCUGCUUUUUUUACAACUUUGUUUUAUUAAUACACCCUAUCAAUAUGUUAAAUCAGUUUGUCAAAUUCAAAUACAAAUAAAUUAUAAUUGUAUCUGUAUGUAAUUGUUUUGUAAUUUCCAAUGACAAGUUUUAAUCCAUUGGAGUGAUACUCUGUAUCAUAAAUAGGCAAUAGAAAAUUAAUUUAUUGAAAAUAAAUAGAAAUAUGU
Molecule: messenger RNA, 9377 nt
Organism: Lytechinus pictus (painted urchin)
Lineage: Eukaryota; Metazoa; Echinodermata; Echinoidea; Temnopleuroida; Toxopneustidae
Exons: 32
Coding region: 1-5565 (1854 amino acids)
Biological process (GO): cell surface receptor signaling pathway; G protein-coupled receptor signaling pathway
Cellular component (GO): membrane
Molecular function (GO): calcium ion binding; G protein-coupled receptor activity
Source: RefSeq, a predicted model, not a curated record